Messenger RNA from Mercurialis annua (annual mercury), 882 nucleotides. Its product is annotated as 50S ribosomal protein L11, chloroplastic. NCBI's taxonomy places the organism in Eukaryota, Viridiplantae, Streptophyta, Magnoliopsida, Malpighiales, Euphorbiaceae. The coding region runs from base 70 to 759 and encodes 229 amino acids. Gene Ontology annotation, cellular component: large ribosomal subunit; ribosome. The transcript has 4 exons. Gene Ontology annotation, biological process: translation. The record is from RefSeq and is a predicted model, not a curated record. Gene Ontology annotation, molecular function: large ribosomal subunit rRNA binding; structural constituent of ribosome.
ACAUCAGAUAGAGUGAAGUGAGUACUGAGUAGAUAGAGUUGAAUUCUUUUCCUCAUUCACUCUGUAACAAUGGCGUCGUCUUCUCUAUCCUCCGCCUACUCUCAUCUCAAUUCUCCUUCUUCUUCUUCUUUAUGGAGGAAUAACAAUGUCAGUAUCAAGCUCUCCUCUUCUCUUGUAAUUUCCCCCGCCAGCUUGUCUUCAAUUUCGAAACAUUCUCCGCUAUUCUUUCACAACAAUUCCUCUCAAUCUCCGAGGCGCGGUCUCUCAGUUAUCGCAAUGGCGCCUCCUAAGCCCGCCGGGAAGUCCAAGAAAGUGGUUGGAUUGAUAAAGCUGGCGCUGGAGGCAGGGAAGGCCACACCUGCUCCUCCAGUGGGACCAGCUCUUGGUGCCAAAGGUGUAAACAUUAUGGCUUUCUGCAAGGAUUACAAUGCCAAAACUGCUGAUAAAGCUGGUUAUAUCAUUCCCGUCGAAAUCACCGUCUUUGAUGAUAGAAGCUUCACUUUCAUAUUGAAGACGCCGCCUGCUUCUGUUUUACUUCUUAAGGCUGCAGGAGUGGAGAAAGGGUCUAAGGAUCCACAAAUAGAGAAAGUGGGUAAGAUAACAAUUGAGCAAUUGCGGACAAUAGCAGCAGAAAAGCUACCAGAUUUAAACUGCAGCACCAUUGAAUCAGCAAUGAGAAUUAUAGCUGGGACUGCAGCUAAUAUGGGAAUUGAUGUUGAUCCCCCUAUCCUCCAACGAAAAGUGAAGCAAGUUGUGUAAUCCUCUUCAUUAGUUGUUGCUUAUUUAUCUACUUGUAUUUUGUAUCAUAGUUUCUAUGAAAUUCCUUCAAAACUUCAUUAAUUCUAAACAAGGCAAAUGAAACGUGUGCGCCUAAUUUUCUGA